Coccinella septempunctata (seven-spotted ladybird) is the source of this 509-nucleotide messenger RNA. RefSeq lists its product as uncharacterized. Gene Ontology annotation, molecular function: protein binding. The coding region runs from base 125 to 436 and encodes 103 amino acids. NCBI's taxonomy places the organism in Eukaryota, Metazoa, Arthropoda, Insecta, Coleoptera, Coccinellidae. The record is from RefSeq and is a predicted model, not a curated record. The transcript is spliced from 3 exons.
CAGCACCUAGAUAAUAAGAUGAUAAUGAAUGCAAGAAAUUUUCAUGAAUAUCCUCAGUCAGAGACAUUAGAGUACGCCAUAAGAAGCAGAAAGUAACCUUGCAUAGACUCGUGUUGUAUCGAUAAUGUCCAGAAAAAGCAUUGUUUUCCUAUGUUUUGCAUUGAUCGUCAGUUUGGCGUCUUCUGCCCUAAUAAGAGAAGGAAGAAUCAGUGGAUUCGAUAGAUUGAAAGAACCGGAGAUUGACAGAUGCCUAAGAUCCAAAAUGUGCCCAGUCACAUUGGAUUUAAGACCAACUUGUGCAUCUGACGGAAGGACUUACGUUAAUCUAGCAACAAUACACUGUUUGAAUGAAUGUUUGAAGCCAGAAGAACAAUUAACAAUCGUCUCCGGUGGUUACUGCAAAGAUGAUGCCCCUCAAGCUUCCAGUAAACUUUGAAUAGAGAUAGAAGAUAAAUGUACCUAUAUAUAAAAAGAAAUGAAUGGAUAUAAAAUAUAGUUCAUCAUUUAUG